UAGAAUCGAGAGUAAGCACUGGAUCGCGCUGGUGUGCCGCGUCGCUGCGGUAGUGCAAAUGCGCGCGCUACGUACGAGUACGAGCCAGUCCGCGAACAUCGAGCCAGUCAGUCAGUGGCAGGAAAAAAUGGCGGAUGUCGACUUGAAUAUCGACAACCUGAUACAGAGAUUGCUGGAAGUCAGAGGAUGUCGACCGGGCAAGACCGUCACCAUGACGGAGGCCGAGGUGCGUGGCCUCUGUCUCAAGUCUCGGGAGAUUUUCCUGCAGCAGCCGAUCUUGCUGGAGCUCGAGGCACCGCUCAAGAUCUGCGGCGACAUACACGGCCAGUACACCGAUCUGCUGCGGCUCUUUGAGUACGGCGGCUUCCCACCCGAGGCCAACUACUUGUUCCUGGGCGACUACGUCGACCGGGGCAAGCAAUCCCUGGAAACGAUAUGCCUGCUGUUGGCGUACAAGAUCAAGUAUCCGGAGAACUUUUUCCUGCUGCGCGGCAAUCACGAGUGCGCCAGCAUAAACAGGAUAUACGGCUUUUACGACGAGUGCAAGCGGAGAUACAACAUCAAGCUCUGGAAGACCUUUACAGAUUGCUUCAACUGUUUGCCGAUCGCCGCGAUCAUCGACGAGAAGAUCUUUUGCUGUCACGGCGGCCUCAGUCCUGACCUGCAGGGAAUGGAGCAGAUACGAAGAAUUAUGCGUCCAACUGAUGUACCUGAUACCGGUCUCCUCUGCGAUCUUUUGUGGUCCGAUCCCGAUAAGGACGUUCAGGGUUGGGGCGAAAAUGACAGAGGUGUCUCCUUCACGUUCGGUCCGGACGUCGUGUCAAAAUUCCUGAAUCGUCACGAUAUGGAUCUGAUAUGCAGAGCGCAUCAGGUCGUCGAGGACGGCUACGAGUUCUUCGCUAAGCGUCAACUGGUCACGUUGUUCUCCGCGCCUAAUUACUGCGGGGAAUUCGACAACGCCGGCGGCAUGAUGAGCGUCGACGAGACGCUAAUGUGCAGUUUUCAGAUCUUGAAACCGUCGGAGAAGAAAGCCAAGUAUCAAUACGGAGGUAUGAACACGGGCCAAACGGGUAGACCAUCUACACCACAGAGGAAUCCAACGAAAAAGAAAUGACAACCUUCUACCGAUCCUGCACAGCAACAAAUGCGAUUAUCCUUAAUGGAGGCUAUCAUGCUAGGUAAAUCCGCUUUAUGCUUGUCGAAGCUUAUUUAAUCCACAUUAGCGAUACCAUUUACGUGCAUCCAUUUCCCACGAUCAUCAGUUGAGCGAAAGAAGGAGAAAAAAAAUGGAAAAGGAGAAAGAAAGAGACGAAACCGAGAAGAAACGAAAGAGCGGUAUAAAAGUGAAAUGUAGAAGAGAUUUAGGUUCACAUAAUGAUUCGCCGAUGAUUUAGACAUGAUUUAUAUUUAGCACGUGCGUUAUUUCCACGCGUGUGUGGGCACACGUGUGGUUACGACGACGACGACGACGCACUUCGAUUCGAAUGCGAUUUAACGGGGCAAAGAUGCGCGCUAGUGGAUUCACAUACUGACACGUGGCUUGCGAAAGCUCUUCACCGUAAUCUUUAGCAGCGGAAGCGCUUCUUACAUCG
Messenger RNA from Harpegnathos saltator (Jerdon's jumping ant), 1592 nucleotides. Its product is annotated as serine/threonine-protein phosphatase PP1-beta catalytic subunit. Gene Ontology annotation, cellular component: nucleus; cytoplasm. The coding region runs from base 59 to 1114 and encodes 351 amino acids. Gene Ontology annotation, molecular function: protein serine/threonine phosphatase activity. Lineage: Eukaryota; Metazoa; Arthropoda; Insecta; Hymenoptera; Formicidae. The transcript is spliced from 5 exons. The record is from RefSeq and is a predicted model, not a curated record.